UCUUCGAUUUCCAGCCAUGACUGACUUCGAUGCUGCAUCCGCACUUCUGAUGCUGAGUUCCGGAUAUCAGCAAUAUAAGAAUGAGAACAACAAUAUUCGUACAGUGCUAAAAACCGUCAACUCCACAACAGCCAACAACAGCUCAGCAGCUUCAUCUCCAGUGAAAAAACGCGAGCGAAAGAACGGAUCGCCCAAACAACGGAUUACUGCUGUAUCACAAUCGCCACCGUUCUCCAUUGCAGCUGUACACGAAAACGUCAGCCAGAAGGAACUGUUUGUUCGAUUGAUCGACUCUGGAAUGCAAAAGAAGAAAAACACCCGUACUACAUCGAUCAGAAUGGAUUCAUCGUCACCGGAAAUGGAGAAAUGGGAUAGCAGCGGCAGUACCUUAUCCCCCACGCUAGAACUGCAUCAGAAUGUGACGUCUACUGCCAGAAAUGUUCCCUCAAUGCUGUACGCAAGUCCCGAUAUGAAUGGGUUCGCAUUGAUGCUGAAAUCGAACGGCAACCAGUACACUAGCUCCCCGGACAUUCCAUCCGGGGUGGUCGGUGGUGGUAUGCUUUCGAAAGGAAGUAAUAAAAAACGGUUUCUGGAUAAUGAUCUGGUUGAUGAGGAGGACGAGGAUGAAGGCGCUAUUGCGAUGGUCGUAACGGCCGACAAACCAGCACGAUCUCCUUCAGAUUCUGGUGUUUCAUCGAUUCUCGACGAACUGCAACGACCGGUACUGCAGCGCUGGAGCGCUGGAGAUAGGGGUGAGAUAGACACGGCAGUGCCGGCCAGUGUGCAGAUGGAGUUGGACAAAAUUAACGAAAUAUCCGCCUACAAUAAGGACAUCUACACCAAAUCAAAGUUGGCCUGCUUUCCACUGGAAAUGACUUUCAACCCGGCUAAGUCUCGCAUACGGAAGAAAUGCUCGAACGAAAUCGACGAUCAGGAACGCAUCAAGAACAACGAAGCAUCGCGUCGAUCGCGCCACAAGAAGAAGCUCAUUACGCACAUGCUCAACAUUAACCUCGAGUUCGAUCGCAUGGAAAACCGGAAACUGUACAUGGAGGAACGCCGGUUGACCGAUAUCAUUAUGGAGCUGGAGGAAAAGGCGCUCAACCGUGGAAUCGAUGCGCAGGUGGUUCAACAUUUGCGAUCCUCGUGCGGAUUUCAGUGAGUA
Messenger RNA from Anopheles maculipalpis, 1165 nucleotides. RefSeq lists its product as uncharacterized. Lineage: Eukaryota; Metazoa; Arthropoda; Insecta; Diptera; Culicidae. Gene Ontology annotation, molecular function: DNA-binding transcription factor activity. The transcript has 2 exons. Gene Ontology annotation, biological process: regulation of DNA-templated transcription. The record is from RefSeq and is a predicted model, not a curated record. Bases 17 to 1162 code for a protein of 381 amino acids.